Molecule: messenger RNA, 2680 nt
Organism: Nezara viridula (southern green stink bug)
Lineage: Eukaryota; Metazoa; Arthropoda; Insecta; Hemiptera; Pentatomidae
Source: the annotation of a GenBank genome assembly
GCUGGCGUUCCGUCAAGUUGCUACCUCACUCUCUCGUUAUUGUUAUCCCGAAGUGUUAUCCCCUCUUCAAUUUUCAUUUAUAGUUUUUGUUUUUCUCUAUUUAUUAUUUUAUUUAAUUAUAUCAAGUGCGUGUGUGUUUUAUCUGUGUUGUUUCGACUAGCAUCGUUGCAGGACGGCUGGGCGACAAUGUUAACAGAUCUUCAGUGACACUUCAAAAUGGAUAUCGAGAUUAUAUGUUUUGCGAUUUUGAUGUUCCUGGUCAAUACCCAUGGCGGUAGGUCACCACCUGAAGGACGAUGCCGCCUUACUACUGUGUUUAGGAUGUUGGGUGCUGACUGCUCAAAUAUAAAUUUAGUCAACAUUCCAACUCAGACUAAAAGUAUAGAGGUUUUAGAUGCUUCAGUAAAUCGAAUAAGAAUUCUUAAGAACAACAGUUUCACAACAUAUGCUUCCCUAAAGUUCUUGUACUUAAAUGACAAUUCUAUUACCAUAAUUGAAUCUGGGGCAUUUAUUCCUUUAGAAGAAUUAGAAGUUCUUGAUCUCAGUCUCAAUGCAAUUAGAGAUCUUCCAGCAAUGAUGCCUUCUACUCUUCGUAGAAUAUAUAUUUCAGAAAAUCCCUUGGAGUCUAUACCAUUGGGUUCUGCGGUGUCAUUGACUUAUGUAAACUUAUCUUCAUGUCGGCUUACAGAAUUACCCCAUAUCGGAGAGUUACCUAUGUUAGUAGAACUAAAUAUCUCCAGCAAUCCUCUCGUAAACCUAACUGUCAAUAAUUUAGCAUCAUUUUGUCAUCUUGAAACACUUCGUCUUCCACAAGAAUUAUUGGAAUCCAAAUACAUUUCUUCAUGUGACUGUGUUAGAGUCAAAAGAUGGACCAUUGAACAUUCAAUAUUAGUAAUUCCCAAUUUCAACUGCACAGUUUAUGAUGAAGAAACAGCAUGUAUCAGCAAUUCAACUGAUGAAGCUAGAACAUUUGCAGCCUGCCAGAUGGCUUUGCAGCAGCAUUAUGCCAGUCAUUGGACUGCCAUGGCAUGUGGAAUAGGUAUCAUUAUCAUAUGUGCUGUGGUCCUCACCAUCGUGUGGAGAAGACGUCGGCGCCCACCACCACAACCUCAUAGAAACCCAGAACAGGAAGCUGCAUUCAGGACAAGGAAACUACUUGAGGAUGCUCCAAAGUCAAAAUUUUGACAGAAUUUUUGUUCUUAUGAUGGAGUAUUAAAUGAGAAUGAAACUUUUGUUUGAAAUCCUGAAUUCUAUUCUCUAAACAGUAAAUAGAAUUCAUUGUUAACAUUUAGAAUUCAUAGCAAAGGUUUAAUGAAAUGAUCAGUACUUGUUUGCAGACAAUCAAAUACUUUUAAAUUAUCUCUUCAUUUUCUUGACUGACAAAGGUCAUUUGUAAAAUUAUUUUAUCUGUGCUAUACCGCAUACUUCCAUUUGAAGAGUACUUAAUUUUUUUAAUGAAUAUCUUAUUUUAUUACUUUUAAAACCACCAUACCUUGACAUGACCUAUUGAAUAGAUUUAAGGUAUCAAUUGUAAACCUUUUUUAUUAUUAUUAUAAUGUAAUUUGUGUUAUUAUUCUAAGGUUGUUCAUAUAAACACUGUGUGUAAUACUUGUAAAAUUGUUAUGGAUUUUUAAUUUAAAUUAAAGUUGUUACACAAAAUCAAUCAAUGUUGUGUUAAAUAAAGUUCUAUCUAUAUAUUGUAAAUUUUUAGUAUUGAUGGCUGUUUAUUGUUUCUGUAUAUUUGUAUAUUUUUAUAAAAUAGUUAUUUUUCAUUUGUUGAAAUAUAAAGUAUUAGCUAUUUAUUCAUAGGGGGGUUGUUUCUGGUUAUAAAUUAUUUUUAAAUUAAUUCUUUUUUUUUUUUUUUAUAAAAUAUUUAAAUUAUUCACGCAUAGUUAUUGUGUCGAUAGAUUUGACCUGUAGGGUAAUGUUCUACAACUUUAACGCAACAAUACUUGUCUGGUACAUUGUUGCCGGAAGUGAUUCGAAUUCACAUUUUUUAAACUCUAUUUUCAUGAUAUUAAUUUGUUGCAUCAUCAUGAUAAAAUACUAUACUUGUAGUUAAAUAAGUGUAAUUGUAGUUGUCUUAAAUGUAUAUAUUCGACCUGACAAUGUCGAAUUGUUUAUGUUUAUCAGUAAUAUGCCUCAAAAUUGUUAUUACAUCCGUACCAUGAAAUGUUACAUUCAUGUGAAUAAAAUAAUAUAUCCAAUGAGUAGUGUAACUUAGCAAUAUUACAUACAUAACCCCAUUACAUUUACUUAGCUUAAUAGUUUCUAAGUAUCAUACUGUCAAACCUGUUAUCACCAUUAUACCUUUAAUGUGACUAAUGUCAAACAAUUUAGCCUGUAAUUGAUAAAUAAAAUCUAUAAUAGAAAUUAUGUAAACAUUAUUCAGCCGUAGUCUACUUAAAAUUGUACUUCUUUGAUAUUGCAUUAGUCUAGUUUACCAAAUUAAAUAAGUACUUACAUUUAAAAAUUGUUAAUGUCUUGAAGUUUUUAACUAAAGAUAAGUAAUAUGUUCAUGCUCAAUAUUUGUUUUUUAAUUACAAAUGAAUAUGUAUCAUAAAUAUUUUUAAGUGUACUUAUUUUAACAAUACUCGACAUAGAUAUAUUUGUGAAAAAUUCAUCAAUGAAAAAUUAAAGAACAUAAAAUAAAUUAUAACUACAUUAUACUGUUAUUGGG